Molecule: messenger RNA, 9128 nt
Organism: Zonotrichia albicollis (white-throated sparrow)
Lineage: Eukaryota; Metazoa; Chordata; Aves; Passeriformes; Passerellidae
Source: RefSeq, a predicted model, not a curated record
AUGGGCAAGGACACCUUCCACUAUCUCAGGGGGCUCCAAGCCCAGUCCAGCCUGGGAUCCAGGGGCUUGGGGAGAAUCCUUUCUGAAUGUUUAAAACCACUGGACAAUAAUGUUUGUCUUUGUGUUUUUCUUUGCAGACUCACUGAACCUUCAGGGUAUGUCACAGAUGGGCCUGGAAAUUACAAAUACAAGACAAAAUGCACCUGGCUCAUUGAAGGAAGGCCAAACACAAUCCUCAGGCUUCGAUUCAAUCACUUUGCCACAGAGUGCAGCUGGGACCACUUGUAUGUGUAUGAUGGAGACUCAAUUUAUGCUCCCUUACUGGCAGCUUUUAGUGGUCUUAUUGUUCCUGAGAAAGACAGCAAUGAAACAGUACCUGAAGUUGUAGCUACUUCUGGAUAUGCUCUUCUACAUUUCUUCAGUGAUGCUGCCUAUAAUCUCACAGGGUUUAACAUCACCUAUAAUUUCAAUAUGUGUCCCAAUAACUGCUCUGGCCAGGGGGAGUGCAGGCUCAACAGCAGCAGCCUGGCCCCGCAGUGUGAGUGUGCCGAGCGCUGGAAGGGAGAGGCCUGUGACAUUCCCUACUGCCCGGGGAACUGUGGCGCUCCGGAGCGGGGCCACUGCAGCCUCAAUGGCUCCAGAGCCUGCGUGUGCUCUGCAGGCUGGCAAGGUCCUGGCUGUUCAGUUCCUGUUCCUGCAAACCAGUCGUUUUGGGAACGGGAAGAAUACACUCUUCCAAAACUUGCCAGAGCAUCUCACAAAGCUGUCAUCCAUGACAAUAAAAUGUGGAUUGUUGGAGGCUAUGUCUUCAAUCAUUCUGACUCUCAGAAGGUUUUAGCGUAUGAUCUCAUUUCUGAAGAGUGGCUUCCACUGAACAGCUCUGUGAACUCAGUAGAGAUGAGAUAUGGUCAUUCGUUGGCAUUGCACAAGGAUAACAUCUACAUGUACGGCGGCAAGCUGGAUGCCACGGGGAACGUGAGCAGCCAGCUCUGGGUGUUCCACAUCCCGCGGCAGAGCUGGGCCGUGCUGGCUCCCCGCGCCAAGGAGCAGUACGCCGUGGUGGGGCACUCGGCACACGUGGUCACCCUGAGGGACAACAGCACCGUCAUGCUGGUGCUCUUCGGGCACUGCCCCCUCUACGGCUACAUCAGCAACGUCCAGGAGUACAACCUGUUGACAAAUACCUGGAGCAUCUUGCAGACGAGCGGAGCUCUGGUGCAGGGAGGAUAUGGUCACAGCAGUGUUUAUGAUCCAAAUACAAGAUCAAUCUAUAUCCACGGGGGUUACAAGGCCUUCAGUGCCAACAAGUACAGACUGGCAGAUGAUUUGUACAAAUAUGAAGUGGAUUCCCGCAUGUGGACUAUUCUCAAAGACAGCCGAUUUUUCCGCUACUUGCACACAGCUGUGAUAGUGAGUGGGACUAUGCUGGUGUUUGGAGGAAACACUCACAACGACACCUCCAUGAGCCAUGGAGCCAAGUGCUUUUCUUCGGAUUUCAUGGCCUAUGAUAUCGCCUGUGAUCGAUGGUCUGUGCUGCCUCGCCUGGCUCUGCACCACGAUGUCAACAGGUUUGGGCAUUCUGCUGUGCUGUACAACAGCACCAUGUAUGUGUUUGGAGGCUUCAACAGCCUCCUCCUGAGUGACAUCCUGAAGUUCACACCUGAGAGAUGUGAGGCUUUUGGCAACGAGUCGUCCUGCCUGGGGGCUGGCCCUGGGGUCAGGUGUGUGUGGGCUCUGAGCCCUCCCCGCUGCAUCCCCUGGGAAAAUGCAACACUGGCACAGCAGCAAAAGGUCUUUGAAGACUGUCCUCCCAAGCCAGCUGUAGACAAUGAAAAAUGUGAUCAGAUUACAGACUGCUACAGCUGCACAGCCAACACAAACAGCUGUCAGUGGUGUUCUGACCAGUGUAUCCCAGCACACAACAACUGCACAGAGGAACAGGUGCCUGUUACUAUCUAUGAGAAUUGUCCUAAGGAUAAUCCUGCCUAUUACUGUAACAAAAAGACAAGUUGUAAAAGCUGUGCCAUGGAUCAAAACUGUCAGUGGGAACCUAGGAAUCAGGAGUGCAUUGCUUUGCCAGAAAACAUCUGCGGAACAAACUGGCAUUUGGUUGGCAACUCCUGCCUGAGGAUCACCAACGCCAAGGAGAACUACGAUCAUGCCAAACUGUCCUGUAGGUCCAACGGUGCUUUACUGGCUUCUCUCACUACCCAGAAGAAGGUGGAAUUUGUUCUGAAGGAGCUGCAGAAGAUUCAGUCUUCACCCAAAACUUUGACUCCAUGGGUUGGACUGAGGAAAAUCAAUGUCUCCUAUUGGUGCUGGGAAGACAUGUCCCCCUUCACCAACACCCUGGUGCAGUGGCUUCCCAGUGAACCCAGUGAUGCUGGAUUUUGUGGAUAUUUAGCUGAGCCUUCCCAACAGGGAUUGAAGGCAGCAACAUGUAUCAAUGAGGUCAACGGCAGUGUCUGUGAAAGGCCAGCCAACCACAGUGCCAAGCAGUGCCGCACGCCGUGCGCGCUGCGCGCCGCCUGCGCCGAGUGCACCAGCGGCAGCUCCGAGUGCAUGUGGUGCAGCAACAUGCAGCAGUGCGUGGACUCCAACGCCUACGUGGCCUCCUUCCCCUACGGGCAGUGCAUGGAGUGGUACACCAUGAGCAGCUGUCCCCCUGAAAACUGCUCAGGGUACUGCACGUGUGCUCAGUGCCUGGAGCAGCCGGGCUGUGGGUGGUGCACGGAUCCCAGCAACACCGGCAAGGGCAAGUGCAUCGAGGGCUCCUACCGGGGGCCUGUCAGGAUGCCCACCCCCUCCACGCCAGGGAAACACAGCCUGGAGCCCGUGCUCAACGUCAGCAUGUGCCCUGCCGAGACCAGCUACAACUGGUCCUUCAUCCAGUGUCCAGCGUGCCAGUGUAACGGGCACAGCCGGUGUGUGAACGAGAGCGUCUGUGAGAAGUGUGAGAACCUGACCACAGGCAGGCACUGUGAGACCUGCAUCUCAGGCUACUACGGGGACCCCACCAACGGGGGCACCUGCCAGCCUUGCAAGUGCAAUGGCCACGCGUCCGUCUGCAACACAAACACAGGGAAAUGUUUCUGCACAACCAAGGGAAUCAAAGGAGAUGAGUGUCAGCUGUGUGAAGUUGAAAACAGAUAUCAAGGAAAUCCACUUAAAGGAACGUGUUACUAUACUCUGCUCAUUGACUAUCAGUUCACCUUCAGCCUUUCCCAGGAGGACGAUCGCUAUUACACAGCAAUCAACUUUGUAGCAACACCUGAAGAGCAAAACAGAGACCUGGACAUGUUCAUCAAUGCAUCUAAAAACUUCAACCUCAACAUUACUUGGUCUACAAGUUUUGCAGCUGGCACACAGGCUGGGGAGGAAAUUCCAGUUGUUUCCAGAACUAAUAUUAAAGAGUACAAGGACAGUUUCUCCAAUGAGAAAUUUGAUUUCCGCAACAACCCGAACAUCACCUUCUUUGUUUACGUCAGCAAUUUCACCUGGCCCAUAAAAAUACAGAUUGCAUUCUCACAGCACAGCAACUUUAUGGACCUGGUGCAGUUCUUUGUGACAUUUUUCAGUUGUUUCCUGUCAUUGCUCCUGGUGGCAGCUGUGGUUUGGAAGAUUAAACAAAGUUGCUGGGCAUCACGACGGAGAGAGCAACUCCUGCGCGAGAUGCAACAGAUGGCAAGUCGCCCCUUCGCCUCCAUCAACGUUGCCUUAGAAACAGAUGAGGAGCCACCAGAUCUCAUCGGGGGGAGCAUAAAGACUGUACCAAAGCCUAUCGCGCUGGAGCCCUGCUUUGGGAACAAAGCAGCCGUUCUCUCCGUCUUCGUGAGGCUGCCUCGAGGGCUCGGGGGUAUUCCACCACCAGGACAGUCAGGUCUCGCCGUGGCCAGCGCUCUGGUGGACAUUUCACAACAGAUGCCAAUUGCCUACAAAGAGAAGUCGGGCGCCGUCCGGAAUCGGAAGCAGCAGCCCCCUGCACAGCCAGGAACCUGUAUUUGAUGCAUGGACAUCAGAAACUGUCUAGGGUUUUAAACACAAUGGAAAAGUAAUACCAAGGAGGAGGAAGAUUUCCAAGUCGUGUCCCAAGAGACUAGAAGCACCCGGAAAAACCACAACUUCCUUGAACCCAGUUUUUUUCUCUCAUCUACGUGCUAGUUGGCUUUAUUUGACAACUGCUCCACUUAAGUUUUACUGACACGUGGCUUCAGAUUGCUCCUUUGUUUUCUUCAAGUUUAAAGCAGAAUGGUUUCGUUGCAGGUGCGGUGAGGUCCAGCGCCGCCACUCCUGGUCAGUGUAAAUACAACAGUAGUCCAAUGAAUGACACUCAGGUUUCUACAUGGAAAGUGCUUUGUAGUUCAUGUAUUUAUCAAACUGUACAAAAAGAAAAAGAUUCAGUGUUUACAGGUGUCAGCUCUCAACACAUAAACACUACUAUUAAUCUUCAAAGCAUCUUCAUUCUUUGUUUUCAUUUAAUAUUUAAUUGUUCCCUCAUUAUUUCAGUGGAACUCUCUUGCAGGCACAGCCUUUUUGUAGUCAUCAUGGUCCAGGAAUGCAAAAGCUGGGAUGGUUUAAAGGUUGCUCAGAUGUUGCUCAGACCAUAUGAAAUAACUGGAAAGUUGGAUGUUGCUUUGGAAAGACUCAGUGUUUACAUAGUCUUAACCUGCUUGGAGUACACCACACACAAGUGCCUAGACGUGAACAGAUCUAGGGAGUAAGGAGACUGCUACACACGCUGCUUUUUAACAUAACUAAAUUCCUUUGAAGGUAUGUAUACUCACAUCUAGAGUCACCCAAGGCACUCUGUGUCCUCUGUCCCAUGCAGUCAGAGGAAAAUCGCAUUUUCCUGACCAACCAAAUACUCACCCAGGUGCAAAUACCUGCAAGGCACGUAGAGUUUCAGUAUCCCAUAAGAAAACUCCCGGUUUCACCAGCAUUUUCAUAGAAGCAGUCUGUGUUCCAGGUCAGACACAUCACAUUUUUCUGAUUUUGGCCUCCUUCCUCCCCCUUCCCUCCUGCCAUCCUCUGGAUGAGAGCUGAGCUUGGAGGCAUUGCUCCCCAGUGGUUGUGGUUUGCUCCAUCUUCUUACAGGGUGUAAAAAGCAAUGCUCCAGGUGCUAGGGCACUUGAGGAUGAAGUUAAAAAAGAACUUCAAAUAAAGAUCAAGCAGAGCAGCUUUGUUUUGCCACAGGUUUGAGUUCUCCACGAUGAGACCCUGGUAUUUCCUGUGUGGCUUGAGCUCUGUUAGAGGUUGAAGAAGUCGCUGGUUGGUGAAAGGAUGAGACUUGCAAACAGCAAAGAGAAGGUUUGGUUUUUAGGGGUGCAUCAAACCAUCUGAACUGCUCUGCCAAGCUGGGAUUGUGGUUUGAGGCUCCAGGCUGGACUGAGGCACCCGUCUGUGUGUGGUGGUGUCCAGUGUGUCCCUGGAAUGUGGCACAGGGCCUGGGGGGGCUGCAGUGGUGGGAAGGUGUCAGUGAAGGCUCCAAAUGAGGGCUGUGAUUAUGGCUCCAUCAGUCAUCGUGGGUCACCCAGGUCACUGGGCUGCUGUGGAGGACAUCUGAUAUUUAAUAAUGGAGAAGUAACACAUGAAGGGAAGUGCUCUUGGGUCUGGCCAGGCAGCACCUUUCCAAACUGAAACCCAAAUAACUGCUCCUGUUUUGUGCAUGUUCUGGUGAUCAGUCACGUGUCAGCCAUUCAUUUCUGGGGUGUUUUCUUUCUAACCAUGUAUUUUGAAGAAGCUCUUUGGAGCCUGGCAGCAUUGCAAUAAAGAGGUGAAUUGCUGUGUGUGUCCAGACAGUGGUGAUGGGAACAGCCUGAUGGCUUAAGGACUGUGGUGGAUGAUAAUUCUGAUUUAAUGUGUCAUUCAACAAGUGCAAUGGGACUGCGAAAAAAUAUUGGGACUGCAGAAAAAUAUUGGGAAAAAUGCAUUAUAUAUAAAAAUAUAUGUAGAUGCAUCUGUUUCUAAACUAGAAGUUUCAGUGCUCUUUGGGAAGAAGGAAUUAUGAUCAGAAAAGGGUUGAGAUUUGUCUUAGAAUGAAGGGAUUUAGGCAAUUUAAGUUUUACCUGAUGCACGGAUUACCUCAGACAGAUUCAUCUCCUGAUAAUAUUUUCUGACUUGCUCAGUGAUAGGGUUAAUCUGAACUGGAGAAAUAAGACUGGACUAAAAUCCCUCCCCUGUUACUGUGUAUUUUCAGCCACGAUGCACAUCCUGAUGUUUGCAGAUUUCUUCUUGCUGUUUUUGGGAGGAGAGCUGCCAGCCCAGAUGGUGAAAGCCCCAGUGCUUGGGUUUCCCACUUCAGGACAGCUCUUGGGCAGGUGCUUAAAGUUGUUGGGUUUUCCUGAUCACAAACAGCUUUCAGGACUGUAGGCCUGGAGGGGUGACAGAUUUUUACAGACAUAAAUACAGAGUUUGGGACGUUUUCUCACUCCUGGAGAGCUGGGCUGUGUCGUCUGCAAAGCCUGCAGUGUGCCAGGAGUGUGGCCAAAAUGAGGUGUCAGAUACUGAAAAAAUGAGCAAAAACGAUCAAAGUCAAGGUGUAUCAGAACCAAAAAAUGUGAAUAGAGCAACAAGAGUUACUUACAUAACUAAAAGGACCUGAUUCCUUUAGGAUGUAGCUCUACCCUGCAUCUGAUCAACAUCCUGAUGAGGGAGAAGAGAAUUCUCAUACAUAGCUCUGCUGCAGUUUCAUCCCAGCUUAGAGGUAAACAGGGAAAAACAUGGGAAAGGCUCGGGGAAGGAGGAAUUGCUGGCAGUUUAUCACCAGGCCAGUAUCAAAAGUGAAGGAAUUUUGGGUUUAUUUCAUUUGGAGGAGAGGUGGGGGACAAAGAACAACCUUAUUUCAUGGGAGAAUCUGUAAAUAAAUGACAAAUGGCACACAGAUUUUGCACUUGUACAUAAACUCUACCGUAACAUGCAGAACAUGGAGAGAUUUAAAGUGUAUAUAAACCAGAAAAAAUAUUGAAUGUAUUUUUGAUGAUUUUAAAUUAUGUAUGAGUUUUGUCUUAAUAACUCCUUCAUCUGAUCAGUAGUAGAUAACUUUCCACAGCUUUAAACACCAGAUUAUAUAGUGAUAUCUUGCAAAGCAGGGAUGCGUAACUUGACUUUUGUGUGUUCAAAUGUAUUUCACUUAAAUGUAGAAACCAAGGUAAAUAAUGGUUUUUCCAUUUGAAAGGGGGAAAAGCAACAUUGGGAUACAAGUAAUAAAGGUCCUUAAAGUGGUCACUACAUGGAGGAUUAAAUCAGUAGUGUAAGGCCUUUGUUACUAAAAUUGUGACAGUGUUUCCAUUCAAAAUCACUAUUUUCAGGUGUUUAUGACUGGCUGAAAUUCAGCAUUUGACAUCUCAACCCUCAGAAGAUUUUCAUUCUCUGAGAGGAGCCUCUAAAAAAAUUAGAAAUGAAAUUUCAGAACUGUUGGAGCCCUUUUCUUCGAGAAAACAAUGGUGCCAGUGGAUCUCCAAAUAACACCCUUUUUUUAAAAUUCACCAUUUUCCAUGAGUUUUAGCCCAGAAUUUUCUCUGGGCAGGUGUAGCAUGACCUUGCAACUCUCUGGCUCAAUAUUUUGGAUAUAAGAAUAUUUAUGAGACACAACUUUUCAGUUGUUACUAUCACUUUCCCUGGGCUUAAAACGCACUGUAGUGAAAUUACCAAAAUAAAGCUAUUUAUGGUGGGAAAUGCCUGUGAUGAACAUCAAGCCAUGGCAUGUAAUGUCCAAAAUUCAGUAGUGUGGAACCAUGGACAGCCUCUGCUGGCAGAUCCACCCUCCUGAGGAUGCUUUGUGUCCUCCUUGGAGGGUGCCCAGGAGCUCCAGCUCUGUGCAGGAACGUGCCCAAGGUGCCCAGGCCCUGCUGGGGUUUGUGGGGUGCUGUAAAUGGCACUGAGCCUGCUGGGGUUUGUGGGGUGCUGCAAAUGGCACUCAGCCUGCUGGCCCUGCAGGAGCUGAAAGGAGCCUUUGGGCCUGAAACCAAACCUGGGGCCUUUUCCAUACCCCUGGGGCUCCAGUGCCAUGGGCUGGGCUGCCCCCGUCCUUUGCUGCUCCAGCUGUUCCAGCUGCUUUUCCUUCUCCAGGCACCAACAGCAUCCAGAGCCCUCAGCCCCUUCCCACGGGAAGCUGGGAUUUAUUGAUAAUUGCUGGGAUUUAUUGAUAUUACCUGGGAUUUAUUGAUAUUAAGCUCUGUGUAAGACAGCAGCCAGCAGGCUCUGCGUGCCCAGGGCAGCCCCUGAGCCCCUCCCGGGUUUCUCCAUCUGGGAACACCCAGGAGAGGAGAAGGGGCUGCCCUGGCAGAGCCCCUGGAGCUGCAGGACAGGGGACAGGGCUGGGCUGGGCUGGGACAGGAGGGAAGGGAUGGCUCGGGGUGUGUGCCUCAGUUUUGGGUGUGUUCUUUGCAAUUUUAGACAAAUUCCUGCUUUUUCUAUUGGUAGCUGCUGAAACAAGCUGAGUUUCCAUGCCAGGACUACUACAGUAUGUGUAUCUGCUGAUUUUCUCUGCAUCAGGGCAGGUUUUGUUCAGUCUGUUUCUUUGUUCACACAGACGAUUUGUGUGCGUCUUCCAGGUACUAGAAUUCUUUAGACAUUUCCUCUCCAUUUAGUAUUGAUUCCACAAACCUCACCAGUUGGAAAAAAGAGAAAAGUAACAAUUGUCGCAGAGUGUAUCACAUGUCAGUCCAUUAAAAAAAAAAAGAAAAAAAAAGAAAAAAAAUAGUUUUAUAUUACUCUGAAAUUUGUGCACAAUAAAUGUUCUUUAAACUAAGAUCCUUGAAUUAAUUGUAUUCUGGAUUUUUUUCCCUCUUUGUUCUGUAAUUAUUUAUGAUUCUUAUCUGUGUUCAGACUUGAGCUUAGUUUGUUAAUAUGUAUAAUUUAGCAUUUAUUGCAUUCAUAUGUAAAUAGGAGCAAGUAUUGUAAACUAUUUCAUUGCUGGGGUUGUGGGUGUUAUACAUACACACAUUUAGGAUUGCAGUUUUUUGGUAUAAUUUUUUGUAUUGUAAAAUAACAGCUAAUUUAAAGCCGGAACGAGAAAAUUCUUGGGAGGUCUGUGCAUUUUAAAUACAAAUGUGAAGUACAUGUAUAUAAAUAAAGGUAAAUAAUGCAAAUCUUUCCUCUGAAAUAAAAAGUAGAUGAUCUGGUUAAAA